AUAGUCGAGGGAGGGUUGAAUGGAGAGUGAGAUAUCUACUCAGACCCCCCUCUCUCUGUCUGUGGCUGCUGUCCCUGGCUGCUGGCGGCCUCCACACUCACAGCCAAAUGUCAGGCCGCAGGGUUGGCUUCUAUCUCAGCGAUAAGAAACGCAGGAAGAUGAACCUGGACGCAUUUGCAGACUUCUGUGCGGUCCAUGGAGUGGAAGUGGUGGAGAUUGACCUCACACAGCCACUGGUGGGGCCCUUCGACGUCAUCAUUCACAAGCUGUCUGAUGUCAUCGUGGAGGCUGAGCAUGACAGCCAGUCGCAGCAGCUCCUUGCCAACUUCCAGAGCUAUGUGUCAGCUCAUCCCAGGACAGUUCUUCUGGACCCCCUGCCUGCCAUGACCCAGCUACUAGACCGCUUUGCCUCUUAUCGGAUCAUGAGCAAGCUGCAGAGUUCGCUCCGAGACUGGUGCAUCUGCAGUCCUCCUUACCUAGAGGUCCACAGUGCCAGUGGCCUGUCAUCCAUUCAGCAGGCUGUGAUGAGCCAAGGCAUAAGCUUUCCUCUCAUUUGUAAAACCCGAGGGGCACAUGGCUUGCUUUCCCAUGAGAUGUCUCUGAUCUUCAGUGCGAGGAGUCUGGCUGAUAUCCAUCCUCCCUGUGUGCUCCAGAGCUUCAUCAACCACGGAGCUGUUCUGCACAAGGUGUUUGUGGUAGGAGACAGACACUUCUGCGUAGAGAGGCCCUCACUCAAGAACUUCCCCUCCGGUCCCUGUGACAGGAAGACCAUCUUCUUCAAUAGCCAUCAGGUGUCCAAGCCUGAGUCAAGCUCUGAUCUCACAGCACUGGAUGAGCAGAUGCCGUGCCCGCCUCCUCCCAGCUCUGAGGCCGUGGCCGCCCUGGUGAGAGAGCUCCGAGUUCAGCUUGGCAUGGCUCUUUUCGGCGUGGACAUCAUCAUCAACAUACACACACACACUCUCACCGUUAUCGACAUCAACAUCUUCCCAGGCUAUGAGGGAGUGCCCCAGUUUUUCUCCUGUCUGCUCAGCCACAUUGAGUCAGUGUUGGACAAACAGACCUCCGAUGGCCCCCAGGCUACUGGCUCUUCUGAGUCAACACAGACUACAGGUGGUCCAUCUGCUGCCGGUUCACCUCAGGAACAGAUCGUGGACUGUACUGCUUCGUCAGCUUCUCAGGACAAGUAAAGCACUAGUUUUUACACUGACCUAACUCAGCUGUUUUCAAGACUUUGUGUUCAAUUGUAAGAAGAUAUUUAUUUGUAAUUUGUAACAUGACUUGAUCUUAAACUGUAUCUCCUGUAAAUCACACUAAUGAUGUUGCUGCAGCUGUAACGUGCUGUAAGUGAUUCUGCUCUUUUUACAAGUCGACAAACCAAACGGACGACACAAACUGGUUUAAUACACUUUCCGUUUAUUGAUUGACAGGUAGCAUAGAAGAUACAGCAGGCACAAAAUACAGCACUCUGAUUGGCCAGUAAUAUUACAAAUGGUGUUUUUGUUGUCAUUUUUUUCCCUGUUCGAAAUGUCCUCUGUGCCCUUAUGUCACCCCCACCACACACACACAGACAUUUCCUACAUCUGUCUUGCUCGUUUGUAAUAUACAUUUUGUGGAAAGAUUUUGCACUUCUAUAGAAAAAGAAAACUACAGUACAUUAAUUUUUCAUUUAUUCUCAAGUGAACAAAUAUCUCAUCUUUGGAAUAGACAGCAAUGAGCCCAUCAGUGUUGACUGAUCACGCGUGUGUUAUUACUACGGGUUUACACAAGGUGACCGGCUUCUUUGCCAGAGUUCAAACACAUCAAUGUAUUGUAAAUCUUGGCUGUGUAGAAAAAGAUAGAUUAUAUCUGUUAUGUGAGUACUAUAUGAUGCACUUUGAUUACACAUUUAAAUACAAGAAAUAAAUCAUCAUUUGGCUAAUUAUUGCAUUCA
Molecule: messenger RNA, 1930 nt
Organism: Micropterus salmoides (largemouth bass)
Lineage: Eukaryota; Metazoa; Chordata; Actinopteri; Centrarchiformes; Centrarchidae
Product: inositol-tetrakisphosphate 1-kinase-like
Exons: 10
Coding region: 108-1187 (359 amino acids)
Biological process (GO): inositol trisphosphate metabolic process
Cellular component (GO): cytoplasm
Molecular function (GO): inositol-1,3,4-trisphosphate 6-kinase activity; inositol-3,4,5,6-tetrakisphosphate 1-kinase activity; magnesium ion binding
Source: RefSeq, a predicted model, not a curated record